AUGCAUGGCAAUAGCACAGGACGAGAUAAGCUCGGACAAGAGAUUUUGUGGAGCUCCAGAGGACAACAAGUAAUAAUGCAAUGGGAGAAACAAUACAUGGAACUGUGCGUCGAUGCUUUAGAUAUUCAAUUGACGGACCGUGUACUGGAAAUUGGCUCUGGAUUGGCCUAUUCGUCUUCUCGCAUCCAGACAUUCAAGCCACAAAGUCACGUUAUCGUUGAAUGCGAUUUAGAAACGUUGCAACGGGCUCGAAUGUUUGCAGCAAGACAUAAUCGAGUGGAAAUUAUGCCUGGAACAUGGCAAAAGGUGCUGCCUGAAUUGGACCAAUAUGACUGUGUUUUCUUUGACGACUAUCCGUCACGGUGGCACGAGUUUUUGGAUAUCGUCUUGAAGCACUGUGCGGCUGGGGCAAGGAUCACAGGGUACCUUGCACGAGAGCUGGAUUUGACACGCUCUGGAUGCCAAGUUAUGCUUUCAAGAGUACAAGUUGAUGUGCCAGAGCAUUGCAACUACUUCCCAAAUGAAACGGCUCUGGUGCCGGUGAUCACGGUUACGGAUCCAGUUAUUGCUGCUGGCGCAAGCGACAUUAGUUUGACAUCACCAGUGAAACUUCUGUUGCCCCAAGUUUCCAAGAGGUUUCAGCGUGCAUUUAACAGCACGACAAGCAGGUUAGUGCAAGCAUUACAUGCGGACACAAAAUUUUCUCGAGAACGACAGCACAUUGCUGAGAUACGUGAGUUUCUACUAGCCCAUGAUACGGCAACUUUCUUAAGCGAGCAGUCUGCUGAGUGUGACGAUACUGAAAUUUGUAGCCGCAUGGAUGAUAAAGUAUUGGAUUCCAGAGAGGAAACUUCAGUCGGACGCCAGCAAGUAGACGAAGGGCCAAUACACUACGACGACAAAGAGUCAAGACAAAACUAUUUGCGCACGCUAAGAAGCAAGGCCGCGCUUUCCAAAAGUGUGCGAUAG
Peronospora belbahrii is the source of this 969-nucleotide messenger RNA. NCBI's taxonomy places the organism in Eukaryota, Oomycota, Peronosporomycetes, Peronosporales, Peronosporaceae. The record is from the annotation of a GenBank genome assembly.